This is a messenger RNA of Dryobates pubescens (Downy woodpecker), 5658 nucleotides long. RefSeq names its product cilia and flagella associated protein 65 (gene CFAP65). NCBI's taxonomy places the organism in Eukaryota, Metazoa, Chordata, Aves, Piciformes, Picidae. The record is from RefSeq and is a predicted model, not a curated record. The transcript has 31 exons. Bases 72 to 5201 code for a protein of 1709 amino acids.
AGAAAGGCGUAUUCUGGGGCAUUGAGGUGGCUGAAACACUCAGGUGGCACGGCUGGGAACUUGGAAAAGAGAUGAUCAAACAUCUGGUCUUGAAAAAUGUGCACGAGAAAACCCAGAAGCUGAGCUACAGAUGUCCUUCUACGCGAUUCUUCUGCACUGUUUUUCCCCAGCCGAUCACUCUGAGUCCUGGUAUGUCCUUAAGCCUGCCGAUUGUUUUCCGGCCCACUGAAAAGAGGGACUAUGAAGACAGCAUCUGCUUUAAGAAGGCUGAGGGUGAGUUCUCUGUCACCCUGCAUGCUAUGCUCCCACGCCUCUGCCUGUCCUUCCCAGCUGCUGUCCAGUUGCCUAUCUGUGCUGUCCACAACGUCACGGAGAUGCUGUUCCCCGUGCGCAAUGUCGGUGACCUCGUUACUAUGUUUGCCUGGGAGACACCAAGCCCUUUCUCCAUGGUUCCUGACUGCGGCGUGCUGAGCCCAGGUGCUGAGUGCAUGGUCAAGGUGGUCUUCCAGCCCAAGGUGGCAGCAGUAUAUGAUGUGUCAGGAACAUGCUGGUUGGGAAAGGAAAGGAAACAAAAAAGGACAAUCCAGCUAAAAGCCCUGGCAAAAUACCCCUACCUGAGAGUGAGUGUGACAGGGGAGGAGUAUGAAGGUGUACAGCCUGGGAAGUUUCAGGAUACACUGUGCUUUGGAUCAGUGCCAGUGGGGACAGCUGUGGAGAAGUGUGUUGAAAUCUUCAACAUGUCUGUGGUUGAUGCACCGUGUAGGAUAGAAAGAGUAAAAGAUCCUUUGCUUCAGGAUCAUGUUUUCUCCUGUGACAUGUCCCAUGGUGUUGUUCCUGCCAAAGGGAAGCUGGUCUUGUGCAUACGAUUUCAGCCUCAGACAGUAGGAGAGCACAGUACUGACUACUUCACUAUCUCAUCUGCUGGAUGCCUCCUGCAGACUGUCCUGAAGGUGGUUGGAUCAUGUAGAGGUCCUUUAGUGUCACUUCACCAACAGUCUCUGGAUUUUGGCUGGAUCAACCUUGGAGAAAGUUCGAUGCAGACACUGAAAAUUAGCAACAUCUCAGAUGUCCCAGCCUACUACCAAUUUGAUAUUGAUGGCAGAGGGAGUGUCUUCUCUUUGGAUUGCCCUUGUGGAGUCUUGGAGGGCACAACAACAGUAGUGCUGAAGGUGACCUUUCGACCUACUCACCCCAUCAGCUAUCACCGCAGAGUGGUGUGCCUUGUCCACCAUCAGGAACCCAUGCAUGUGGAUUUUUUUGGCACCUGCCACUCAGACACAGUUAAGCCAGCCAUCCUUCAGGCAAGGCACCUUUCCUGGUACCGAACCAACAUGAUGAGGGGACUGACCUUCUACCCCCCUGAUAUCCUGAGUGUGAUGCUGAAGGAUGGGAAGUUGCAGAUGGAUGAAAAGGGAGCCCUCAUGCUGCCUCCUAAGAUCCCUCAGGACGAGCCUCCCAAAGAAUACUUUGAUGUCAACUCCAUGACUGAGUAUUUCUAUGACGGUGUAAGCUGCGACCUGGCCGUCUUCCCUCCUCAUGUUAGUGUCAGCCCCACGGAGCAUGAUUUUGGUUGCUGCACACCACUCUGCCGGGUAGAACCACUCCCUCUCUGCGUCACCAACCACACCAAAGGGAGUAUCACUGUUGCCUGGACCCUGAGCCCCAGCAGUGCCUUCCAAGUGAGCCCUGAAGUCUGUGACAUCCCACCUUUGAAGUCUUCAGCCUUCCGUGUCCUUUUCCAGCCCGCUCAGCUUAACAGUCUCUAUGCAGCGGAGCUGGAAGGGUUUGCCUUCUACAAGGUGCUGAGACACCACAGCAACAUUGAGGAGGAUGCCACCAUCUGUCCAUCCUGGUGCCUGAGUGUCAGGCUGAGAGCCCACACAUUUGAAGCAGGAAGGGAGCACUUCAUCCCACAGUACAUCCUGGAUGUCCCCAAGGCAUUUCCUCCUGUGGCUCCUAACACUGAUACCUACUGCAGUAUGCUGCUUUUGAACACAGGCACUUCUUCAAUAACCUUCAGUGUGAACCAAACUGCCUGUCCCUCUGUUUUGGUCAAGCCCUGUUCAGGACACAUCGUUCCAGGAUGCCACCAGAUUUUCUUUCUCUGCACUCACCCAGCUGACACAGUCUUGCAGCAGCUUGCUCUGCCUUUGCAGCUAAACUCUUUUCCUGGAUACACCAAGGAGAUUGCUCUCUGGAGUUGUGGGGAGUCUCUUCUUUUGCUCUUAGAAGGUGGUGGAAAUCUGUACUUCAAGCCUGUCUGCAUAGGAACCUCCUCGACACGAAUGUAUACCAUAAAAAAUGGCACAAGGCUACCCAUGAUUUUCACAUGGAAGAUCUGUCAGUCUGGCAGGAAGAUCCUGUCUGUCAGCCCCUCUACAGGGAUCCUCCAGCCCUAUGAAGCCAUGGCUCAGACAUGGACUUUUAAUCCUGACAAGGAGACCAAGUAUGUGUUGCAUGCCACGGUGUUUGUGAGGAGGAAAACCCCAGACCCUGUGUCUCCCAAAAGUGCCCAUUACGCCUUACGGAUUGUAGGAGAGGGGGCACUGGGCACCAUCAGGGCAGAAAAGGAGCACCUGGACUUGGGAAACAUUCUGGUUGGGGACCAGCAAAGCUGCAACCUUGUCCUGCUAAAUGAUGGCACCUGUUCCCUGAAGUAUAGCCUCAGUGUGGAGCAACUGACCGCUGGGGCCUGUGAACCUGGGGACACCCACAGUGAUCCGCUGGCUCUGGAGCUGGAACACUCCAGAGGGACAAUCCCUGCAAGGUCAAAAGCUUUUGUCCGAAUAACAGCCAGGCCAGCCCAUCGGCUGCAUUACACCUGGUCAAUCAAAUAUGCUCUUUGCACCCCCACAGCUACAGAUGCUGCAAGCACAGAAGAGGAGCAGCAGCCCCUUUGCUGUGUUGUGGCCAGAGGUGUCUACCCAACGCUGUGCAUCGCAGAUGCCUGUUCCGCAGGGAGUGCCAGUGGGAUCAGCAAGCUGCACCUCUGGAGCCUCUUUUCCUUGGACACAUUGAAUGAAUACCUGGAGCAAGAUCUGACUCCCAGCGAGCUGACCUACAGAGUUCCCACGAGGCACAGCACAUGCUUGAUCCCCCCAGUAUACACCCCUCUCCUGCUGGACUUCAACUUUGGGGCUGCCUCAAUAGGCUCAGAGCCUACCCUUGUGAUGCUCCUGCUGGUGAACAAGGGUGUGGUGCCUGUGGAGUGGGCCUUCCUGUUUCCUUCUGAUCAGAAGAUGGACAUGGAGCACUGGGCAGAGGAUGCUGAUUUUAGUCCCCAGGAGCUACACCAGAUGAGAAUUCAGGAUAACCAGCUCUUCAGUGUUUCUCCAAAGUCAGGGAGACUUCUUCCAGGAGAGGAGGCAUCUGUCCAGCUCUCGCACAGACAUGAUUUCAUUGGCACUGAUAACCUCCCUGUCCUGUUGAAGAUUUCCUAUGGCCAUGAGAUUCUGCUGAACUUCAGUGGCGUGACGAUGGAACGGGACCAGCCAUACAUUCACUUUCCAUCCACCAGCCACCUCUUCACACCCAUUGCCAUUGGGACCACCCACCCCCCCACACAGAUUUACAAACUCUACAAUGGUGGCUCUGUGCCUGUGACAUUUGAAGUUCAGCUGGACAACGUUGUGAGAAUCCAGAAGAAUAAUUUUGGGCACCCUGUGUUUGUCUGUCUAACUCCCAGAGGAGAAAUCCCUCCUGGCACAACAGGCCACAUCGAGUGGGUCUUCUCACCACUGGAAGCUAGGACGUACAUGGUUGAUGUUCCCAUCCACAUCCUGGGGGGAGAAGCAGCUCUGAUCACUUUCCAGGGAGUAGGAUACGAUCCAAAUACCAUAGGAGUGACUGACAUGUGCAGUGAAGUUUUGUCUCCUCCAGUCUUUCCAGGUUCCACCAAGCUAACUGUGCCUGGGCAGGCAGCCACCUUGUCACACCACCAGAUUUGCCUUGGAAACAUCCCAGACUCCACUAAAGCCAGUCGACUUGUCUUUCUCAACAAUAUCUCAGAGAGCAAGGCUGUUGUGUUCUCCUGGCGGAUGAGUGCCUUUAAAGACAAGAGGUUGUUGCAGAUUGCUCCAGAGUCAGGGGUUCUGCAGCCUGGAGAGAGCAUCCCCUGCUUCAUCACACUGCAACCUUCAGGGAGUGCUUCCUUCUGUAGCACAGAUUUGGUGUGUGAGGUAUACAUCCAGGAGUCCCUGGUUCAGUACAAGAGUGACCUGCAGGAGUGGGAAAAAGAGAAGGAACAUCAAGCUGUGGAAUUCACCAUCACAGAGGAGGACCUUGGGACUAAGAAGAAGCCAAAGUCCCCUGCAGGGAGGUCAUCAGAUUCUGCUGAGAUAAAAAAUCAUCCUGAAUCCUCAGCUGUGUUCAGGAAAUACAAGACAUUACCUCCUAUUAAAAACCACCCUAUGCCUCAUCUGCCAGCUGGACACUUUGAGAAGAGACUGCUGUUGGACAAAGAAGCCAGCCGGGUGCGGGUCAAACCAGAGCCUCCCAAGCCCAUGCUCUUACACCUUGUUGUGACAGCCAGGUCCUACUCUAUUGAGGACUUCUUCAGCAACUUCACCUCAGAGUUCCCCAAAUACUUCUUCUCCCGCCCCUUCAGCAACCAGACCUUGGAAAACAAGCUGGUGGAUGGGAGCAGAGACAGAGACAGGAUAGACAUGGAUCCCAAGUGGUUGUCCCUGGCUGCUGCUUCCAAUCAGGAGUUGCAGAUAGUGACUGACAUACUCACAGGUGUCAUCAGAGAUCUCUUGGAGAACACUCAGCUCCAUGACACGAUGAGAAGAAGCCUGGAUGAGCCCAUUCCGUAUUUUUCCCAGUUCCGGUAUGCGGAAUCAGCGGAGCUCCAGAACAGGAGGCUGUGCUCCAGGGUCCCCUCCAGGGUCUCUAUUUUGCCUGAUCUUUACCCUGAGAAGGAUGGAAAGAGGAAAGAAUCCAGGCAGGAAAACUCUCCUGAUUAUGAUUUGCUGAAGUCUUGGGAGAAGAAGGAGCAGUUGAAGGAGCAGAAGGAGAUGAUGAGCAGGCAGUCUGCCCUCGGGAACCUGGUGGAGCUGGUGCUGGAAAACACACUGCAGAACAUCCUGGUCGAAGCCAGCCGUGGAGAGGUGGUACUGACAGCCAUGCCCAGGAUCAUUACUCUGCCCCCUACCCCUUCCCGAAGAAUCACCAGUCCAGCACCUCUACCCUCCAGAGCAUAGCUGCUGGACACUGUGCUGCUUGAGGCCUUCAAGCACAUCAGCUAUCUCCACUCUUCAUCCUGUCCCUCUGAUGUUCAGAUCAACUCUGAUCCUCCCACAACAUGACCUGAGCUCAGUGUGCUGGCUGCCUCUGAGGAGGUAUGUCCUGACUAUGUCUUCAGCUCCAGUUUGAAUCUGCAGGGUUCAUGAGAUCUCUCUGUGGCUGGCCAUAUCAUCAAAGAACAUCCCUGUGCUACACAGAGCAUAUGGGCAACCUCUGACUAUUCCCACUGUCCCCAGUCUGUACCAGCUGGGAGAGGACUGGAAUCUGCUUUGAAAUGUCAGUCCUGAGGAAGGACUGACAGCUGGGCAUUUUGGUUCUGAGCCCAUGCCAACAUCAGUAGGAUCAGUGGCUGCUGCAGGCCCUGCUUGGAGUGACCCAGCACAAGAGAGCUGCUGCAGCACCACACAGCACGCU